AGGUGUGUCUUGAGUGCAGAUGCAACAUGGUGAGAUUUGAUCACACAGAAGUCUCAGUGCAGAUGGACUAUGUGAACAUGCCCCGCACUUCAAGCCAAGGGGAGACAGAUGCAGUGACAGGAAGAAACGUGUACAGAUUAGUUGCUGUGAUCUUUGGACUCCUGUGCAUCCUGCAAGCUGCUCUCAACAUUUCAUUGCGUCUUACCACCUGUCACCUCAAGAUGGUCUUAGUUUUAACUGAAGCGACAGCAUUCAUGGCAUUUGAGAUUUUCAAGGGUGUAGUCCGGCUGCCUCCUGAAACUAGAUGGGAUAGGCUCCAGGUUUCCUGCAACCCUUUACAUUCUGCUAGUAAAAUAAAAGAAACUGCAACAGAGGGCACCUGCACAAACUCCUCUCAAGCACUUGACGAGCUGAAGAAAAAAAUCAAAACUAUUGAUAGCCAUCGCCAACAAGGAUGGUUGUAUUUCCCUCCUAGUUUGUAUUACAUUUCUUCAACACAAAGACCUUGGUCCCUCAGCAGAGCGGACUGUCUUCAAAGACAUGCAGACCUUGUGGUUGUCAACAGCAGAGAAGAGCAGGCCUUCAUAGUGAAUUUCAACAUGAGGGUGUGGAUUGGCCUGCAAAUGACAAAGGGUACAUGGAAAUGGGUUGACGGGUCUCAGCUGACAGAAAGCUACUGGACUCCAGGUGAACCAAAUAAUUUUGAAAACGCAAUGGAAGACUGUGUACAAACAGGGUUAAAUGACAUCAAUAGCUGGAAUGACGUCGUGUGUAGAGAACCACACUUUUGGAUAUGUGAAAAGGUUGUGUGACACAAUUCUUUGGAGGAUUAAACUUCAUAAUUGCUGGACAAA
Messenger RNA from Syngnathoides biaculeatus (alligator pipefish), 854 nucleotides. Its product is annotated as CD209 antigen-like protein A. Lineage: Eukaryota; Metazoa; Chordata; Actinopteri; Syngnathiformes; Syngnathidae. The record is from RefSeq and is a predicted model, not a curated record. The transcript has 9 exons. Gene Ontology annotation, molecular function: signaling receptor activity. The coding region runs from base 27 to 812 and encodes 261 amino acids.